GCCGUCAUGGAGUUUGCAGACCCCAAGCUCGCUAUGAAGCGCGAGAGUCGGACACGAGCCCCCACGGCUUGUCAGACCUGCCGCCUGCGCAAGACCCGGUGCGACAAUACCAGGCCUAUUUGUAGCUACUGUGCCAUUCAGGGGGUUGAGUGCAUCUAUCCGGAGGCCUCGCCGCAUCCUGUCCACAAGCUGAACUCACACGUACCUUCAAGGGCUGGCUUUGAUUCAAGCAACCAUGAGAUCCUAUCACGACUGGGCCAAAUUACCACGCUACUGGAGGACAUCAAACAAGAUGGCGGAUCCAUAGUCUCAUCGGGCCGCUCACUCAGGGGUUCUUUAUUUGAGAUGAGCAUGCAGAGCAAUACCAGCCCCUUAGACGACCCUCUUUCGGGGAGCAACAUCCGUGGCAGUUGUUCGGGCGUCGAGGACCGCGCGGACGAGCACGACCCCCUGACGCUGUACGCGGCCAAUUCCGCCGAGUACAUGCUCCGGUGGCCCAUUUUCAAGAAGGUUAUCACCGAGGCAGAAAAGCAUACCCGCUCCUUUCUCCUCGAUUCACUAGACAAUCAGCUACAGUCGAACAUGCCACCACCCCGGCAAGUGGGCAUUGGCCUGCUGGUCGAUGACAUCCAGCACUUAUGUCGGAAAUACCUCCGACUAAUCCACCGCCGGAACCCUGUUGUGGAUAGGGAGAAGCUCGAGCGCUAUGCGAGGGAGGUCACUGUGCAAGGGCUGGGAUGGGACGGUCAAUCGUGCCAAGUGCUUCUUGCAUGCGCACUAGGCUGUUGCACCUCGACUUUCGUGCCAUUGAACGAGAUCCCCGAGGAUCUAGAUCGAGUCCCUGGACCACCCCCAACCGACGCCAACAUCGGGCUCGCAGAGGCUUAUUUUGAUGCGGCGAAACAGCGUUUCGGCUUCUUGCAUACGUCCCCCACUGAUAUUUCGUGUUUUCUACUUGCUGGUUUCUAUCAUAGGCAUGCAAUGCGUCCAUUACAAGCUUGGUUCUGCUUCCAGCAAGCAUCUUGCAGAUUGGAAGUUCGUUUACGGUCCUUGUGCAGGGAGCAAUGGACCGCAGACGUGAGCUAUCAUAAUUUGGAAUCACGUUUAUAUUGGUCGUGUAUCCAGGCGGAGCACGAGAUGCAAAGUGAACUUCCUCUAUGGAGUAGUGGACUGGAAAGCCUUGGCUAUUCCCAUCCCUUCCCAUCCAAAACCGACUCGACCUCACCGGAAGACAAGAUGAAAGAUGAUGACGAAGGUUUAAUAAAGCUACAGGCUGAUUUGAGCGAGUCAGACGAAGAGAAAGGCUGGAAGUUCUACAUCGGAUCUAUAUGCAACCGCCGAACAGUUAACGAUAUGCUCAUCGACAUGUGGCGGUGCGGAGAGAAGGAAUGGCUCACCAACGCCAGCGGCAUAGUCGAUAGAACAGCCGAGGCUGUCAAGGUUGUAGAUUCGUGGUACCAUCUGAGCUGCGACCAAAUUACACUAGCCGGCCUCCCCAAGGCAAACCCCGACAACCAAGACCUAGAAUUCUUCCUCUGGGGCCGCCGGGGACUCGCCCUCGAGAAAAUAUACCGGCCAGUCCUCUACCUAGCAUCACACUACCACUCACUCCCCGGCGACCUCCAGAGCAACGCCCAGCUCUCCCACAAAGUUUUCAGUCAAGCGCAACAGGCCAUCGACAACUGCGCCGAGCUCAUCCCGCACUUUUGGUACCACUUUCGGCAUGAGUGGAUAUGGAACAUCAUGCGGAGUACAUUUGGUGCCGCCGUGCAGAUCAUCGCCGCCGUGCUGAGCAGUCUGCUUGCGCAAAAGCCCGGUGCGUGGGUGCUUGUUCCGCCACGGAAAUGGCAGGCGCUGAUCCGCAUUUCGAUUAAGACGUUGCGGUAUUGGGCGGGCGAGUCGAUCGAUUUGGAGAUCAUGCGGGCCACCCUGGAGAGAAUGUACCAGGGGACGUGUCGGUUGGCGGGGGUGCGGGCUGAUCUGUUUCCUGCGUAG
Molecule: messenger RNA, 1995 nt
Organism: Penicillium canariense
Lineage: Eukaryota; Fungi; Ascomycota; Eurotiomycetes; Eurotiales; Aspergillaceae
Exons: 5
Biological process (GO): regulation of DNA-templated transcription
Molecular function (GO): zinc ion binding; DNA-binding transcription factor activity, RNA polymerase II-specific
Source: RefSeq, a predicted model, not a curated record